Molecule: messenger RNA, 1191 nt
Organism: Lithohypha guttulata
Lineage: Eukaryota; Fungi; Ascomycota; Eurotiomycetes; Chaetothyriales; Trichomeriaceae
Gene: PHA2
Product: prephenate dehydratase
Exons: 1
Coding region: 1-1191 (396 amino acids)
Biological process (GO): L-phenylalanine biosynthetic process
Cellular component (GO): cytoplasm
Molecular function (GO): prephenate dehydratase activity; chorismate mutase activity
Source: RefSeq, a predicted model, not a curated record
AUGGUCAGCGGCGAGACAAACGGUCAGCGACCGGCACAGCAACGAACUGCAUACCUGGGACCCGAGGCCUCGUUCUCACAUCAAGCGGCCGUCGAAGCUCUUCCCCAUACAGUGCCUAUACCACUUCCCUCUUUCAAGGCUAUUCUUCAAGGAAUUCAGGACUCUGGCGAUGAAGCAGCAGAUGCAUACGACUAUGCUGUGUUACCAGUUGAGAACAGCACAAAUGGCAGUGUAGUCCAGGCAUUGGAUCUUGUUGCACAGUGUGGACUUGCUUCAGCUUAUUCAGACGUAGAAGUGAUUGACGAGUAUUAUCUUGAAGUUCACCACAAUCUUUUCGUGUCAAGGAUCUGGGCUGAGCAAAAACUUGAUCAGGAGGACUUUGCAGCCCUGCCCAUCGACAUCGAGCAGGCCACAAAGCAGGAUACAAAACAACAGUUACAUAACGGAUCGAGCACGAGUGAAGUCCCCAGCAAUCCAUCGCCGAUGAACGGGUUAAACAACGUCCUGGAAAAGCUUGAAACAAAGACUCUACACACACAUCCUCAAGUCUGGGGCCAAUGUAACAACAUUCUAUCCACGUAUCUACCACCAGGCAAUGUCGAUAGAGUCGACAUGAGCUCGACAAGCGCAGCAGCAGCUUUCAUUGCAGAUUCAUCCCAUUCGAGCCAAGACGGGCUAGCAGCUAUAUCAUCCUCACUAGCAGGCGCAAAACACGCCAACGACCUCGUCUGCAUCGCUCGGAACAUCGAAGACGAGCCAGGCGAAAACACCACUCGAUUCCUUGUUCUCAAGAACCGAAAACGAUCACAAGCUUGCUUGCCCUUACACGAAAAGCUGCAACAAGGAUCCAUCCAAAUCAAAUCACUUUGGGCCUUCACAAUCGCACAUUUCGUACCCGGCACGCUAGCGACGACACUCUCCGUCUUCGCGAAACAUAAUUUCAAUUUGAGCGCUAUUCAGAGUCGUCCUAGACCGAAGCAGAAAAUACUCGGCGGAGAGCAAGGCCACGUCACAAGCAAGCGUAGUCAAGACAAUAACUGGAGGUAUAUCUUCUUCGUUGAAUGCUUGCAUCAGAGAGAUGCGGCACUUAUGAAUCAAGGAGAUGAGGAGCUUGGUAAGCUACUAAAGGAACUAGAAAGUGUCACGGAACAAAUUAGUCUGCUGGGCAGUUGGAAGGAUCGAUUGUGCUAG